Molecule: messenger RNA, 667 nt
Organism: Ceratitis capitata (Mediterranean fruit fly)
Lineage: Eukaryota; Metazoa; Arthropoda; Insecta; Diptera; Tephritidae
Exons: 3
Coding region: 152-640 (162 amino acids)
Source: RefSeq, a predicted model, not a curated record
GUAUAUACGUAUCGACGAUAUGUCUAUGGUGAAUGGCUUGUAAUAAAAAGAAGAGGGUUUUCAAAAUAGAGAAAAAGCCGGGAUUUGCGUAAAAAAAUUGCGGAUUUAUUGCAAGACAACCUUUUAUAAGGACAUAAAUAGUAAUAAAAAUAUGCAGGCUCCGAUUUUGACGGAUACGGAGGCCGAGACAACAGUGGAAUUAGACGAGUCUAUGGUAAAUCAAGUCUCAAAUGGAGUAAGCAUAACCAAAAGCAUCUUCAAUUUAACAUUAAACGAUGACUUAGAUGAUAAAACAGAUGCCGAGAUUAAAAGCUAUGAAGCUCGCCUGCAGGACGAGAUAAAACAGUGGGGUUCGCUUUGGCGUGAUUCAAUUCAACAGCUUAAGGAAUUUAAACUAAAACCACACCCAAUAAUUGACAAAUCAAUUUUGUCCGAUGAGAAACGUGCUUACUUGGAAAAGGCGCCCGAUUUGCAGCGGUUCCUUCGAGACUCUGUAGAAUUUCGUCAAAAUGCAUAUAUAUUUUUGGAAUAUGAUUUCCCUCGAUUUGAAGUAGUUCAAAAAAAUUUGAUAGAAGUAUGUGAUUACAAUGCAUUUUUAAUAAGAGAAGGUAAAAUUGAAGAAAAUUUGGCAAAUAAAUAAUAACUGUAUUUCUCAUUUUACAUUAUA